This is a messenger RNA of Acanthamoeba castellanii str. Neff, 483 nucleotides long. RefSeq lists its product as uncharacterized. The transcript has 7 exons. The record is from RefSeq and is a predicted model, not a curated record. NCBI's taxonomy places the organism in Eukaryota, Discosea, Longamoebia, Acanthamoebidae. The coding region runs from base 1 to 483 and encodes 160 amino acids.
AUGGCUGGGCGAGUGCACACGCUUUACGAGGCGGUGGCAGUUCUCGCAGACGGAAGACGUAAGCCGUGCUACCUGGCGUUGGUGAAGCAUGAGCCCACCCCCGAAUACGCUCUGUUGUCGCUGGUGAAGGAGGACGGCGAUUCUGGACCCUACCUGCGAACAGCCGAGGUACUCCCGGUGUACGAGGACCUGCGCCACACCCUCCGCGGCGAGACGACCAUGGAGCUGUCUUUUGGAGCACGCAGCGACGGCUCGCUCUUUGCCUUCCAAUUUCAGAGCGCCGAUUGCGCUCUCAACGUCAAGGCCCACCUUACCAAAGCGAUUCGCCUAGCACAACAAGACAAUUUCGUGUUCAACGGACCGUCUCACGCAUGGACCAAGCCGUACAUCAGCAAAGAAUCGAAGAGCGGGGGUCAGUACUUGUCGCUCACGGGUCUCUCCGUGCAUUUCAUGUUCCUCACUCACGCGCACGUGUGCACGUAA